Guillardia theta CCMP2712 is the source of this 750-nucleotide messenger RNA. RefSeq lists its product as hypothetical. The coding region runs from base 1 to 750 and encodes 249 amino acids. The record is from RefSeq and is a predicted model, not a curated record. Gene Ontology annotation, molecular function: protein binding. NCBI's taxonomy places the organism in Eukaryota, Cryptophyceae, Pyrenomonadales, Geminigeraceae. The transcript is spliced from 8 exons.
AUGCAGGGAGACGCUGCAGGAGGGAGGGACGAGGCGAUGGGGGAGGAGGCGGAGGCGACGGGGGUGGAGAAGUGCAGGAGGCAGUACGUGAGCAUGAUGGACGAGGGCAAGAGCCUGGAGGAGAUCACUCUCAAGAUGUUGGACGAGCUCGGCUCCACCGUGAAGCCUGCCAGGUAUGUGCCCAACGUCGAGGCCAUUCAGUGGACCAUCUCGCAGCUCCAGUCUGCGUCUCCCCCGCAGGAGCUGGACAUGGAGUGGUUCAGCGUCGGCGAUGCAGAGUCCACACAGAUAGCGCAAGUGCUCAUGACCAACACAUCAGUGACGAGGAUGAAGCUGCGAUACAACGAGAUCAGGGAUGAAGGGGCCAAGGCGCUGGCCUCCUGCAUCGCCUCGCACCCUACCUUACAAUCCGUGCAUCUGGGGAACAACAUCAUUGGCAACGAGGGUGCUGACGCACUUGCUAGGGCGAUCGCUCAGAACGGACGCAUCAAGAAGCUGGACCUUCGAUACAACAAUAUGGGACCUGCGCUCCCCCAGUCGUUCACGAGCUUGACAUGUCUUGAGUCGUUGGACAUCAGAGCCAACAGACUCGUUUCGCUGCCAUCUGGUCUGGGCGAGCUGACUGCUCUACAGGAGCUCGUCGUUGAGCGCAACCACGAUCUCAUGCCGAAGAAUCUCUCUGUGCUGUCGUCUACGCCUGAGCUUCUGGAGGCGAUAAGGCGACAGGACGAGAGCGGGACAGGCCCUUGA